AUGAAGGUUCACGGAGAUAAAACACGGCUUACGGAGCGCGACAAAAUGGUAAAGCGAGAACGGAAACGGCACAAGCGCCAGGAGCUGUUGCUGAAGCGCGUGAAGCAACAGUAUGAAGAGCUGGAGCGGGAGAAAGCGUCCACGGCGGAGGUGCAUGUGGAAAGUGUCACCGAGGCGGAGCACGUUUCAACGAUCAGCAUUGCGGUACCGGGAUCGAUUAUGGAAAAUGCACAGUCGCCAGAGUUGCGUACUUACCUCGCUGGUCAGAUUGCCCGAGCAGCGUGCAUUUUCCAGAUCGAUGAAGUGAUUGUGUUCGAUGACUGUGGCGGAGGCAGCAACCAAGUCACGGAACGGUUGAACACGCUCGACACGGCGGAGGGAUCCCCCGCGGCACGCCGCUGCUGCAUUCAGCUCGCCCGCAUCCUGCAGUACCUCGAGUGUCCACAGUAUCUGCGCAAGUACUUCUUUCCCAUUCACAACGAUUUGAAGUACUGUGGGCUGCUGAAUCCGCUCGACUCGCAGCAUCACCUGCGCCAGCAGAGCGAGUUCGUGUUUCGGGAGGGCAUCGUCAGCAAGAAGCCGACCAAAAGGAAAGGCGCGUUCGUGAACGUGGGUCUGCUGAAUGACGUGCUCGUAGACACGGUGCUAGAACCGAACUUGCGCGUAACGGUCAAGCUGCCGGACGGGGUGGACCUUAAAUCGAAGAAAAUACGUGGUAAAAUAGUGUCGCCUUCUCAGCCGCGUCAAGAGACGGGCAUCUACUGGGGCUACACGGUACGGAUUGCGAACUCGCUAUCGCAGGUGUUUACGAAGAGCCCGUACAAGGGCGGAUACGACCUCACGAUCGGAACGUCCGACCGGGGUACGAAUGUGCACGACGUGGCAUCGAAUAGCCUCUCCUAUCGACACGGUCUCAUAGUGUUUGGUGGCGUGCUCGGCUUGGAACCGGCACUAGAGUCCGAUUCGAAGCUGACGGUGGACGCGGUAGAAGAUUUGUUUGACGAGUAUCUGAACACGGUUCCGGCACAGGGCUCACGGACGGUGCGUACGGAGGAGGCCAUUCUAAUUUCCAUGGCUGCGCUCGGGAGCAAACUGUGCCCGGUAAACGCUCCGAAGCCGUUCACCAGCUUCGAUGCCAUCCCGCAGAGCCAGGACACCGGCAUUCAGCAGUAUGCGUUUAACGAGAAACGGACAAAACACGAUGGCUCUGUGCCAGCAACGCCGGUAAAAGAAAGUGUCGCUGCAAUCAACACCUCAACCGAGCAGAACGAUGAUAUGUCACGGUUCGACUAGCAGGCU
Molecule: messenger RNA, 1299 nt
Organism: Anopheles bellator
Lineage: Eukaryota; Metazoa; Arthropoda; Insecta; Diptera; Culicidae
Product: putative methyltransferase C9orf114
Exons: 1
Coding region: 1-1293 (430 amino acids)
Source: RefSeq, a predicted model, not a curated record